AUGACCUUCUGGCCAAAGCUCCUAGCGGCUCGGUUCACAAAAGAGGCUUUGAACAUGGUCUACUCGGAUUCAAUGUCCCCAUCCUCCCUCGGGAAGUGUGAGAAGUUCUUCCAAAGGAAGUCAGGAGUUGUCAGCAGAGCCCUGAAGUGGCUGUUCUGCACAGCCUGGCAUAACUCUGUGGAAAUUGCACCCCCUGGUCAGGCGUCCCUCUGCAUCAGAAAGCACCUGAGGCUCCGGGGCGAUGCCUCCAGGAAAGAGACCCGGCGUACAGCGAGCUCAGAGCAGACUGUGGAGGUUUUGGAGGGCUUGACGACGAUGAUGAAGAAGAGCAUGACAAUGUCGAUGAGGGGUCGAGACGACCUGCGGCAGGACGCGGUGAUGCAGCAGGUGUUCAGCAUGUGCUCCAUGCUGCUGCAGCGCAACACGGACACCCGCAAGAGGAAGCUCAACAUCAGACGAUACAAGGUGGUGCCGUUCACACAGCGUAGCGGCGUGUUGGAGUGGUGUUCUGGCACUGUGCCGAUCGGGGAUUUUCUGCUGGAUCCCAUUAAAGGAGCCCACAAACGCUUCCGACCUCGGGACCCGACCAACCUGGCCUGCCGCAAGAAGAUGAUGGAGGCUCAGAAGCUGGCGUUCGAUGGGAAGCUCCAGGCCUACAGCGAGGUGUGCAAGAACUUCCGUCCGGUCUUCAGGUAUUUCUGCAUGGAGCGAUUCCUGGACCCCGCCGUGUGGAUGGAGAAACGGCUGGCUUACACUCGCAGUGUGGCCACUUCUUCUAUAGUUGGCUACAUCGUGGGCCUGGGUGACAGACACAACCAGAAUAUUCUGGUUGACGAGCAGACUGCCGAACUGGUGCACAUCGAUCUGGGUGUGGCCUUUGAGCAGGGGAAGAUCCUCCCCACCCCCGAGACUGUCCCCUUCAGGCUGUCCAGAGACAUCGUGGAUGGGAUGGGCAUCACUGGAGUGGAGGGGGUUUUCAGGAGAUGUUGUGAGAAGACGAUGGAGGUGAUGAGGAGCUCCCAAGAAGCUCUGCUGACUAUUGUCGAGGUGCUGCUGUAUGACCCUUUGUUUGACUGGACCAUGAACCCGCUGAAGGCCUUCUACCUGCAGCUCGACGAGCAGCAGGAGCUCAACGCAACGCUGGCCUCCACCAUGGGGGGGGAUGACGUAGACAACCACCGUAAAUCCAGCGACAGUCAAAACUUCAACAAAGUGGCGAAGCGGGUGCUGCUGAGGCUGCAGGAUAAGCUGAAGGGGGUGGAGGAGGGCACGGUGCUCAGCGUGGGGGGGCAGGUGAACCUGCUCAUCCAACAAGCCAUGGACCCCAAAAACCUCAGCAGACUCUUCCCCGGCUGGCAGGCCUGGGUGUAGGCUCUUAUAUAUUCCUCUAAGCUGCACUGACGCUGGUUACAUUUUUUGUGAAGACAUUUUCUUCGUCUCCUCUGCGCAAUCGGUACAGGCGUUUUGCUCUUCGCUUGAGCCAGGAAUACUGUCCCUACAUAGUUUAAUAAAAGCAAUGGAUACUAUGCAAAUGAGCUACAGAAUAUAACACGGUGGAACAAGUUCCUUGGUUACUUAUAUAUUCCUCUUUGGGCCAUCUGCAAUUGAAAGGCUGUUAAUUUUCAGACUAAACACAAAGAGAUUAACAUUUUUGUCUUGAAUUAUUCAUUUCUGCUGCCAUUUGCACUUUGAUAGAGCAUCAAUUCAAUUUGGCAGAUUGCAUGCACUGAUUCUUGGGAAACUUUUUUUUUUGUUACUGAAAAUGGAAUUUAAAAAGACCAAUGAACUGUGGUGCUGAGAUGAGUCCGACAUGUAUAUGUAAUGUGAGCUUUUUUUCUGUAUUUUAGCCGAUGGGAUGUGAAUGUUUUACUACCUUUUUUUGUCAUAUGAAGUUAUUAAGUUUUGCCAAUGACUUCACCAUGAACGCACGCCUUAUGAAUGUGUGGUGAGCCUUAUCCGGAGGAAAGUUAGUUUCAGUUUCACUACUGUUACUAUUAAAAAAGUGAA
Messenger RNA from Pseudoliparis swirei, 2007 nucleotides. RefSeq names its product serine-protein kinase ATM-like. The record is from RefSeq and is a predicted model, not a curated record. The transcript has 10 exons. Gene Ontology annotation, biological process: DNA repair. The coding region runs from base 1 to 1371 and encodes 456 amino acids. Gene Ontology annotation, molecular function: protein binding; protein serine/threonine kinase activity. Lineage: Eukaryota; Metazoa; Chordata; Actinopteri; Perciformes; Liparidae.